ACGAAGAGUCGAAAAUGAAGGAACAAAAAGUUUCCGAGAUAUUCCUUCAGAGCUCAAGGAACUACAGGCUCAGUUUUCCAACCAAUCCAAAUAGCCACAUGAGAAGGAUAAAAAACGAGGAAAUCACGAUGCAGAAAUUAUACCAACCGAGAAUUUCACCAGAAAAUACGAAAAUCUUCAAAUUCAGCAGGAAUCUACAAGAAGAGGUGAUAUACGAGUGUUCAGAAGAGUCCAAUAGUCUGACUGUUUUCCACAAUCCAAUCUAUUCUACGGACAACGUGAAAUACUACGAUUUUAGGACAAACCAUUUGAAGAAACCAGGAGAUUUCUUGGAGAAAAUCGAGGUUGGUAAAGAUAGUACAGUGAGGUUCUCCAGCAGGAGGUCUAGGAGGUACAGGAUCAAGACGGAGAAGUACAUUAUACAGCACAUAAGAGUGAGAUUCAUGUUAGCUAUAGGGAAAAAAACUUUGGGCUUGAAGAUGGGUUAUAAAAGAUUGAAACCCGAUCGCUCGAAAGUGAAAGGAGAAGGAGACAAUCGGAAUUUGUACGAGAGUAUAGCGAGAACGCAUUAUGAGCAGAGAAAGAUCGGAAAUGGGAGGGUCUCACUGAAAAUUCAGAACUUGAGAUACGGUCGACUGAACGUGUUACGUUGGUUGCUGUGGGAAGCACAGAACCAUAACGAGAUGCCCGCUCUGGAGCGAUCAUCGACGAACAUAACACUCGCGCUACACUAUGCAGCCGCUAGAGGGUGCCUGGAUUGUGUUAAGCUGCUGGUGGACUCCACACCGGACCUUAGUGCUAACACACAGAUGGACAAUGACGUAACGCCAGUAUACUUGGCUGCUCAAGAAGGCCAUCUGGAUGUUCUCAAAUUCCUCGUACUUGAAGCUGGUGGUUCCCUCUACGUCCGCGCCAAAGAUGGCAUGGCCCCAAUCCAUGCAGCAAGUCAGAUGGGCUGCUUGAAUUGUGUCAAAUGGAUGAUUCAAGAUCAGGGAGUAGAUCCAAAUCUUCGAGAUGGCGAUGGUGCUACACCUCUUCAUUUUGCUGCUUCCAGAGGUCACCUAACUACUGUCCGAUGGCUAUUGAAACAUGGUGCAAGACUUUCGCUGGACAAAUACGGAAAAAGUCCCAUAAACGAUGCCGCAGAGAACCAGCAAGUCGAGUGUUUGAAUGUUCUGGUCCAACAUGGAACAAAUGUGGAUUACAAGGAUAGUGAACGACAUUCCAAACAUGGAUGUUCUUGCACCAAGAAGAGUGGAGCAGUGAAGAGGGCACAUCACACCCUAAGCAUGUCCAAUGCAGACUGCUCUUGUUGCAAGCCUCUCCAAGUGGUUAAUGGAACAGAGAACCGUGAUAACAACACCAGAAAAGAAGAGAACGAGUAUUCGAACGGAAAUGAAUGCAGUUCCAACAGUUCCAAAUCAGAGCCUUUUUAUCUUCAUCCACCAGUCGAGAAUAGGCUUGUCGAGUCGCCUCAUGCUCCCCAAGAUGGCCUGUAUAUCAACCCUAUGAACAGUCAUAGACAAAGUGCUCCCAGUAUAUCAGAAAGCUGUUCCAGUGGAAGCCUCAAUGGUGAAUCCUUCUACCUUCAUAACCCACAUGAAGUUAUCUACAACAGAGUGAAGGACCUAUUUCAGGAGCAGAAUCAUAAGCAGCAAAGCAAGAAGCAGCAUCUUUCUGCCCUCACUGUGAAAGUUGAAGUGCACUCCAGCAGCAGUGGAGCGGGAUCAGACGGAAACCUCAGCUCGUCAGAAAUAUCGGAGAGGUCGGGCGACCAUGACCACGAAUACGAGGACAUAUACAUGGUGCGAGAGGAAACGCUGAAUCAGGAACCCAAGAGAAAUCCGACAAUGGUCGAAAAAACGGGAACCCAAAGAUCCAGGUCCAGGGACAGCGGGUCCCAUAGUCGAUCUGGCUCAGCCAGCUCCUCGAAUUCAGGUUGUAACGUGAUAUUGAAAGUGGCACCUACUUCCAACAACAACGAUACAUCUAAAAGGGACAAAAAGGAGAUCGGUAAACUCAACGAAUUUCUUCCGAAACCGCAGAAAUAUGAGAAGGCUGACAAGGCUAAGAACAACAAAAAGGAAUGGAACGAGAGUGGAGUGAGUUCCUCGCCAUCUGUAUUGAGUUCCGAAGAAGAGGCUGAGAAGACAAAGCUAGGCGUGCGUCACUCGGUACCUAUCAAUACGACAAAGGCAAAUGACAGUGAAAUGCAGGAGAGUAAACUUUUGAAGAGGGUCACCUCCGUACCAACUAUUUCGCCGCCUCCACCUCCUCCUCCACCACCAGCCAACGUUAAGUUGAUGACCCAGCCCAGGAUGACUAUCGAUGAUGAGGAACCGCGGGGUGCAGAAAUAGUGGAGGUGUGUGAGGAACCCACGGUCAGACCUUCGGACGUAGUCAAAGGAAUGGUUAGAAGUAUAUCUGCCCUGUCGUCUCGAAGACUGAACUCAUCCUGUUCCGAUUUGACCAUCGUCAGUUUGGGGACGGACACCGAAGACCGAUCCUCGAUUUCGGGUCCCAACUUGGUGAACAAACAGCGUGUGCUGCCGUUCGUGCCUCCAGUCUUUCCGGGCACCAACUCGAACUCCAACCACCUGAUCAAACCCUCGGAGUACCUCAGGAGCAUCAGCGACAAGAGGUCCCUGAACGGAAGCAUGCGCAGCAAGUCCGAGAGCGAGGAAACCUUCCCGGUUGUGGAGGAGCAGAGGACGAAUGGACCUCCACCCCCGCCACCACCUGAGCCCAAGUUCGACGAGGAGCAAUACCAGGAAGAAAAGGAGAACCGGAGGAAGGGACAACAGCCCUUGUCCGCCAUCAGCAUACAAGAUCUGAAUUCGGUGCAGCUCAGGAGGACGGAUAAAAUGGUCGCCUCGAAAACCUUCUCAGCCCCAACGAGAUCUGUCAGCCUGCAGAGUCUACAGUGUGAGCCUUUCGCCUCAGCCAAGACUGAUCUGAUUGCUGAGCUGAAGAUGUCGAAGAAUAUCCAUGGCAUAAAGAAGAUGAAGUUGGAACGCGCCAAGAAUGAAGUGUACAGGGAGAAGGAGCUGUAUUCGGAGAUAUCGAAGCAGUUUUCAGCCACGAACUUCGUUGAAAAAAUUCCUGACAAAGAUAAUACGGGAAAUUUAAUACCAGCGUGGAAACGUCAGAUGCUCGCUAAAAAGGCUGCGGAAAAAGCGAAAAAGGAACUGGAAGAACAACUGCUUAGAGAAGCAGAAGAAAAAAGACUUCAAGCAAUACCGGCAUGGAAGAGACAACUUCUAGCUAAGAAAGAAGAAACAGAUAAUAAAAUUAAAUCAACGAUAUACACACCAAAAGUGGUCGAUAAAACCCAGGAAAACCACCCGAGCACCCACGAAAACCAUUCAUUGAACUCGAGCACGGAAAUUAACAACAACAAUAAUAACAAGGACGAAUACAUAAAAGAAGACUUCAAUAACAACAACAUGGAAAACUGUAAAAAUAUGGAAAAUCUGAACACAUCCUCCCUGGACUCAAAAGAACAAUCAGAUGAAGAGGCCAAUAUUAUACCUUGGCGUGCCCACUUGAGGAAAACGAAUAGUAAAUUGAACCUCUUAGAUUGAUAAGUUCGAUAUAUUAUACUUAUAUUAUUUAUUUUUAUUAGUAAUGUGUCACAUAUAAUAAGCCAUAUAUCAUAUAUGGCCGCCGGUGUUUACUCACAUAGGAAAUCUUUUUUUCCAGAGAAAAAUUCGAAUAUAUAAACAAUAUUCUCAAAUCUAGUGCCUUCGAUGCUGGAGAAUUGAAUACAUUUUGCAUUUAAUUCUCAAAACGUUGAACGGCUUGAAAUGUCCGUGUUCAAUACAGGACUUUCAAAUAGGCCAUCUAGCCUUAGUAGAAAAUAAUUAGAAAGAUAUUUUGAAAGAAAAAUUAUAUGUUAUAUACGUCUUCCUAUAGAAUUAUCUACAUCUUCUUGAAAACUUUUUUUUACUUAGAGAUUCAUAUCUCAAGAAAAUUUUGCUUCCUACCCUUAAAAUAAGGUACUUACCAAACUACUUAAAUAAUAAAUACCAACAUUGUCAGUGUCGAAAUAUUCCUACAAUUUCCAUUCUUAUUCCUAUUUUCAUAUGUUAUAUUUUUACAUAUUUAUAAGAACGUCAAUAUAUUGUGAUUUUCAGAAAUGAUCAUAUUUUGUUUAUAUUAUUAUAAUUAUUAUUUUUUUGGAUAAGUAAUAAGGAGAGAAUGUGUGUAUUUUCGAUUGAAUGUUGAUCAUUGUGUAAAUAUUUACUACACGUGUGGAAAUAUAUUGCGAUCUAUCCAUAAGAAAAUUGUGUUAUAUUCAAAUGUAAAUUUCGUUUUCGUCAUACAGUAUUUACAGGAUUCGUUAGAAAAAGCUUUUCGAAUAUAACGGUGGGGGCUGAGCAAUAUUCCUUGAUUCAGAUAAAUUUGUCAACACGUUAAUGCCGAAUAAAAAUAAAAUUUAA
Molecule: messenger RNA, 4442 nt
Organism: Coccinella septempunctata (seven-spotted ladybird)
Lineage: Eukaryota; Metazoa; Arthropoda; Insecta; Coleoptera; Coccinellidae
Gene: f
Exons: 13
Coding region: 15-3584 (1189 amino acids)
Biological process (GO): actin filament bundle assembly
Cellular component (GO): cytoplasm
Molecular function (GO): actin filament binding
Source: RefSeq, a predicted model, not a curated record